This is a messenger RNA of Amphibalanus amphitrite, 1858 nucleotides long. RefSeq names its product zinc finger protein 462-like. The coding region runs from base 45 to 1595 and encodes 516 amino acids. NCBI's taxonomy places the organism in Eukaryota, Metazoa, Arthropoda, Thecostraca, Balanomorpha, Balanidae. The transcript has 2 exons. The record is from RefSeq and is a predicted model, not a curated record.
CCUUCGUCUUGUGCUUCAGGUUCGUGUGCGGCAACUGCGGCCACAUGAACAUGUCGAUGGCCAACAUGAAGCGCCACCACGAGAUGAUGCAUAAGGUGGCCCGACUACCCGAGGCCAUCGUUUCGCUGACUCCCGACUCGGCGCAGGAAGAGUGGAUUGAGGCGGUGCUGGACCACCAGGAGCGGCAGAUCGAGGGCAGGCCGCCCGCCGACGAGGAGCCCAAACAGGAGAAGCAAGAGGCCGGGCCCGAACCUAAGCCCGAUGAAGCGGCGCCGCCGACAGCAGAGCCGGAGCCGGUUCCGCAGACGGCGGCUGAGGAAGAGCCGAACUCUGAGGCCGAGGCGUCACCGAGGCGGGUGGUGCCUCCGCCCGCGGCAGCGGCCGAGUCGCCGUCGGCGCCCAUCUACAAGUGCGGCUUCUGCGACGAGCACGGCACAAUUCCGCAGCUGCGCGGUCACUGGAAGGCACAGCACAGCAACCAGCGGUUCAAAAUCAUCAAACAGAUGCAGCGGUACGCCUGCAACCAUUGUCCGUUCAUGACGGCCAAGCUGCCCCUGCUCCGCGCCCAUCUGACAAACGUGCACCCAGGUGCGCCUAUUACUGACUUCACGACACGUGCGCACGAUCGCCAGGUCCGCUACAAGUGCAGAUGGUGCAAGGAGACCCGUUUCGCAACUCGAGCUAUUGGUGAAGCGCACCACGCAGGGAAACAUCCACAGCUGGAGCUCAAGGUGGAAUCGUACACGGCACGUAAAGCGGAGCCCAGCGUCGCGAGUGCGCCACUGUCGUCACACCCGAUCGAGCCACCUCCUGGUGACUCGGAUGCCGGUGAUCUGAGGUCUGAGAGUGCGUCUGUCGUGGACGCCCCAGCGGCGGCGGCCGGGCCGUCGUCGACACCUCCAGCUGCCCCGCCGGGCUCGUACCGGUGUCCCCUGUGCAGCUACACGGGCUCCCGCGUAACCUACGUUGACGCCCAUCUACUAUCGCACUACAAGCGCUACAAGUGUGAGACGUGUGGCUACGUGAACGGCAUGCGCACCGUCGUGUCACGCCACCACGCCCGAAAGCAUCCGGGCGAGCCGGAGCGGGUCGUGCUGCUCGACCACCUGGAGCGCGAGUACCAGCAGAUGAAGCGAUCUGUGCGCGACCAGUCGGGCCCGGCAGCGGCACGCGCCGCCUCGCCGGCCCGCUCUGACAUCACCACCGGCAGCCGCGGCAGUCGCGGCACCAAACGCUCCACCGACGGCGUCAGUCCGGCCAGUAAGAGGCCGCCCGGCCCUGCGUCGGCGACCCGAUCCACCGGCCAGUCUCCCCGCGGUGUGGCGCGUAAGUCGACCGCUGGCGCGCGGCUCAGUCACGCGCGCGUCGGCCGCGACGUGGCGCUGAAAUCGACAGGUGGCGCACGUCGCAUCGCUGCGCCUUACUCCUUCUACGGCACUAAGCCGCCGCCAGUGAGCAGCUUCUCAGAGGUGACCACGCAGCUGACGCUGGGCGGCGCUACGUCGCGUGUCAACGUGCCAACUCUGGCGCAGAUCGUCAGACUGUACCCGCGCUGCUGCGUCGUGGACCUGCGCCAGAAGCCGCUGGCGUUGUGACAGGUCGCCGCGGCGGCUGGGGCGCGGGCACGGGACGACCUGUGACCGUCCCUGUGUUCAGGGUGGGUGUGGGGAGUGUUGGAUCUGACCUGCGGCGCGGGAGGUGUCCGAUAUCGCGUGGUGUGUGAGUUGUCCAGGGUCGGUCCCACGGGUGGUACUGUAACAGCUAGCUGUGACAUUUUGUUAUAUAUCCCAAAAAUCAUAUUCUUCCAUACAUAUAAUGUGUAACCUUCUCAUUACAUUUCGCCUACUGGGACGUCUAC